UGGAAUGGAAAGGACCAGAGGAGGGGAGUGAGACACAGGAGUGAAGAUGCCACUUCAGACUCCUGGGGAAAGGACAGAUGUGACUUGUGUCACAGAGAGAAGGGUUUUGCAGAAGUACAACCAGAGAUUUUGCCAGGCCCAGAGGAGAACCAGAAAACGUACAGGGUUCACUUCCCCCAGGCAGGCUCCUUCAGAUGCUCUGAAACUGAACUGGGGUUCGAAGUCAGGGCAGCCGUGACUCUCAAAUACAACUAUGAAUCCUGGCGUUGUUGUCAGACAGAACUGGACAUGCAGCAGUGGAUGAUCGCUGGCCCUUUGUUCAACAUCUGGGCGGAACCGGCCGGGGCUGUGGCAGCUCUGCACCUCCCCCACUUCAUGUGCCUCACAGGGGGAGAGGCUGGCGUCUCCCAGAUGCGAAUGGCCCAUUUUGUUGAUGGGAGGCUGACACUGGAGGAGCCAACGCGAGUGAUGCCUUUCCACGCUGUGCUGGAGAACCCCCGUUUCUCCUUUUGGGGAACUGUUUUGAAAAAAGGAAUAUCUAUGCUAUCUAGUCCAAUCCACGGUAUCACACUGCUUUACCGGGCACUCAGGGCUGAAAAUAUAACUCUCCACCUCUACUUGAUACCUGACAUCCUUCCAUUGAGAAAGGUAAUUGAUGACAAUGAAAGAAAGUACAAAUCAAUACGUGUGCGCAAACCUCCUACAACUAAACCAUUGACCUAUGGCUCCCAUUAUGCUGUAUCUAGCACAUCAGAUGUAGAGAUAACACCUGAGGAGCUGGAGUUCUGUUAUGUAGAUCCCCAGGAUGAACAUCCAUACAUGGAGAUUUACACCCAGGACUUGGUGGACAAACUGGAGCUCCACUUGGUGAAGCAAAGUGAUAGGCAACUGAUCUGGAAGGCCCUUGUGAGACCAGGUGACAUUACGCACAGUUCACCAUCAACAGAAUGCCACACAGGUCAGUUCAUCUCCCCUGAUUUACAGAGGCCUUAUUUUAGUAGAACAGAAAUUACAGAAGAAAAAAGACCUAACGAGUCAAUGGCAGAACCAGGACUCCUACCCGCCCCCUGUACUGUAACCACUAGGCAGUAGUCCUGCCCUGACCCAGGAUUCUAAUUCAGAGCAGGUUCAGGGAGU
Messenger RNA from Trachemys scripta elegans, 1137 nucleotides. Its product is annotated as caspase recruitment domain-containing protein 8-like. Gene Ontology annotation, cellular component: canonical inflammasome complex. The transcript is spliced from 8 exons. The annotation marks the transcript as partial. Lineage: Eukaryota; Metazoa; Chordata; Testudines; Emydidae. The record is from RefSeq and is a predicted model, not a curated record.